Molecule: messenger RNA, 719 nt
Organism: Rhizophagus irregularis DAOM 181602=DAOM 197198
Lineage: Eukaryota; Fungi; Glomeromycota; Glomeromycetes; Glomerales; Glomeraceae
Source: RefSeq, a predicted model, not a curated record
UGCUUUACCACGUUAAUCAUGAACCGCAACAUAUGAAAGGAAAACCUAAAUGGGUUACCGCUUGGGUUCCUAAUAUUACCGAUAUAGUGUAUGGAAAAAUAUUGAGUAUCACACAUUAUCCUAAUUAUUCUACACCAGUCUCUUAUCCAGAACAUUGGAAAUAUCAAAAUGUUUCCUCGAAUCCUCAACCAAGAACACCUUGUUCCCAAACUAUAACCAUCGUUCCAUGCCAAGGUUGUUCCCAGCAUUUUAGUUACUAUGUUGGAAAUCUAAAACCAAAAUCGUAUAUUGAUCAUCUUAUCCAACAUGGUCAUAUUCCUUCGAUGAAUUUUACACCAUGCGCUCCUCCUUCUUUGGAUACUCGUAUACCACCUAACCAUAAAUUGGUUUCUCAACUUGUCGAUAAUGACAAUGUAGUGAAAGAUUUACAGAAUUUAUCUAACGUUCUGGCUCCUUUUAUAGAAUUAGAAAUUUAUACUGAUGGAGCUUAUGAUUGCGAAUUUGCUCAAAAUGAAUUUCCUAUGGGCUAUGGUUGGACUACAGCUAACCUCACUAAUAUGAACAUUGCAUACAAUGGUUCAUUAGAAUACUUCUCCUCGUCAACUAAAGCGGAAACUAUGGCAAUUUUAACGGCCUUAAUUGUUUGUCCACCUAAUGGAGUGAUCAAUAUAUACACAGAUUCACAGGCUGCUAUUGAUUCCGUCUUUCUACAAAUCUAA